This is a messenger RNA of Exophiala viscosa, 1273 nucleotides long. RefSeq lists its product as uncharacterized. The record is from RefSeq and is a predicted model, not a curated record. NCBI's taxonomy places the organism in Eukaryota, Fungi, Ascomycota, Eurotiomycetes, Chaetothyriales, Herpotrichiellaceae. The coding region runs from base 277 to 1152 and encodes 291 amino acids. Gene Ontology annotation, molecular function: oxidoreductase activity. The transcript is spliced from 5 exons.
CAUCCGUUAACCCCCACCUCCACCACAUUAACUUCCGACACGGGGUAAGACCCCUCUAAAUGGACAACAAAAUUGUUUCUGGACAGUUUCGGAUGGACAUAACGCCUAUCAACCUCAUACGGUAACUGGGUCCUGGACGAACAGAUGGUGCACGUUCGACGUACACUUGUAUUCUGAUUAUCCAAGAAACGUUGGAGUGGGCAGCCGGAGAAUCUGGAGCCAGGUCUUCCCACACAAAAAACGAGUAUUCACGCACUGGAUGCAAAUUCACCAGACAUGACGACUCUGCAACCCAUCACCGAUGCCGAACUUGAAACGCUCAAAGGUCGAACGAUUCUGAUCACCGGCGGUGCUUCCGGUAUCGGACGAGCCCUUGCCGUUCUAGCACAUGGUGCUGGUGCGAACGUUGGAGUGGUAGAUGUGGACAAGGAAGCCGGACAGCUCCUGGCUGCCGAACUGAAGAACCGAGUGUGUUUUACCGUCGCGGAUGUGUCGAACUGGGAUUCGCUCCUGGCCGCGUUCGAAACUAUCUACAAGGCGUUUGGAUCUCUCGAUGUGGUGUAUGCAAACGCUGGGAUUAAUUCUUUCGACAAUCUUCUCGACGAGGAAUUGGAUGAGGCGGGCCGGCUUAAAGCCCCCAUGAUGAAAAACAUCGAAAUCAAUCUUCACGGGCCACUCUUGACGACGAAAGCGGCGGUGCACUUUUUCCAGAAACAGGGUGGACAGAGAAAAUGCCAACUGGUGAUUACAGGAUCUGCCGCAAGCCUUAUCGAUUGUCCGCCUCUGUACAUGUAUUGUUCUGCCAAAGCUGGUGCUUUGGGUCUGAUGCGAGGGUUGAGAACAAAGCUUCCAGAGAAAGGCAUCACCGUCAACUUGAUCGCACCGUGGAUGACUGUGUCGCCUAUGCUUCCACAAUGGAUCAGAGAUCUCUGGGGAGAUCUUCCCGCCAACAAGCCCGAGGGAGUUGCGAGAGCGCUGCUGAUUCCUGCCGUGAGACACGAUCUGAACGGGCGUACUCUCUGGGUUGCUGGAAAUGACGCCAUUGAACUGGAACAGGGCCUUCAUGACACGCAGCCUCAAUGGAUCGGACAAGAACUUUCGAAUGCAGUUGAUGAAGGACAGAAAAGGAUGGGAAUUCCUCUACUAUUCUAGGUAGCGAGGGCCGAUCUCGUGCAUUGCACACAUUCCAGUGAUUGGUCUGAACCAUCCGCGAUUUACAUGCAUCCAUCUCUGCCUCUAGUAGCUACAAACUCAAUCCUUGCCACUCUUAGAG